Lachancea fermentati is the source of this 927-nucleotide messenger RNA. Lineage: Eukaryota; Fungi; Ascomycota; Saccharomycetes; Saccharomycetales; Saccharomycetaceae. The record is from the annotation of a GenBank genome assembly.
AUGACAGAUGCAGUCUCGGUCGCCGUCGGUUGCGCUGUAGGGAUCCCUUGUGGUGUAGCAAUAGUCGUGGCACUGUUGUUUUGGUAUCGAAUGCAGCGUAGAUUCAAGAAGGAACGUGAAGAAGAUAACGAAUCUAUGAAUGAUGAUGGUGAAAUCAGCUUCAAUAAUUUGGUACUGACGCAAAGAAGGGGAGCAGAAAAAGAGCCGGAUGUUAACCACGUUGUAGCAGGUUCCGGUUCCUCCGAGGAUACCACAAACCAGGAGGAAAAGAUUGUAGACAAUACACGGGGAGGAGAAGUACAGAGAUCAAGGAGUAAGUACACUCCUGCUUAUCGGAAAAAGCUCAAUUCUUCUUUGUCCACUUACCAUCAAACAAGGAGUAGUGAAGAUUUCAAAAGUGCUAACAACAGUUCAUCAGCAUCCCUAGAUACAAGGCAAAACCUCACAAAUCCCUCUACGAUGUAUGAUCAAAUUAUUCCAAUGCUCCCUCAAGAUCAGAGUGGCUUAGAAAGUCCUUCCGACAUCAGCCUAUCUAACGAGCAAGUGGCUAGUAACGAGAAUUUAAUUAAAAAUCUCCAAAAUCAGGACUUUGGCUCUUAUCCCAGGAGGAAGCCUUCUAUAAACUCAGCCAUUACUGGCCAGGCCAACUUUUCCAGCACAUCCGUACACACAAGAUCAUCAUCUAUUCAUUCCAACUCCAAGAAAAGUGCCGAAAAUGUUUUUGAAACGCCUAAGAGUCAAAAGAUUAUAAUGCAUGAUGAUGAUAGUGGCGACGACAAGAAAUCAAGCGUCUAUAUGUUGAAAAACAACUACGAUGUUGGAAAUGCUGCUGAAAUUGCAGAAGAAGAUCAAUAUGAAAAUGAGUUCACAAACUACACUGAAAGUAAAAGAGAAUUCAUCGAUAGCUUGAGGCCAAGAAAGCUGUAA